Molecule: messenger RNA, 551 nt
Organism: Polyodon spathula (Mississippi paddlefish)
Lineage: Eukaryota; Metazoa; Chordata; Actinopteri; Acipenseriformes; Polyodontidae
Product: PCNA-associated factor-like
Exons: 4
Coding region: 69-413 (114 amino acids)
Biological process (GO): translesion synthesis; regulation of cell cycle
Cellular component (GO): nucleus
Molecular function (GO): chromatin binding
Source: RefSeq, a predicted model, not a curated record
UUAGGAAAGAAAGGAGGGUCUGUGUUCAACGAGUGGUGCAAAACACAGAAAAAAAAAAACGUUUAAAAAUGGUGAGGACCAAGGCUGACAGCGCUCCUGCAACUUACAGAAAAGCUGUUGCUGCAACAGCACCCAGAAAGUCCCUAGGGGCCUCCAGCUCUGCAAACACACCUGCCAACUCGUCUGCAGGCACACCUUCCAAAAAUAAAUAUGCAGGUGGCAACUCUGUGUGCCCCCGGCCAACCCCGACCUGGCAGAAGGGGAUCGGCGACUUCUUUGGUGGUCCCAGCAGCCGUCCGGAGAAGGAAAAGGAAAAGGAGAACCAGUUCCCCUCGGACGAUGAGGAGGCAGGGGGCAGCGGGGUGGGGAAGGCACCCAGGAAAGCCCGACCUUUGCCUGAUGAAGAGGAUUGAGGUUUGAUUCCUUCAGAAAAUUGUUUUAAAUAAAGCCAUGCUGGAUACUUGAAAGGGCUAUAAUUUUUACUAUGUAGAUCCAUGUAUAUAUAUAUAUUUGUGUAGUAUGUUUGUCUGUUGUACAGAACAUAAAUAAAA